AUGGGAAGAAAAUUCUUGUUCAGUUUUUCACUUCUGUUUUUAUGUAUGGUGUUUUCAGCCACUUUGGACCAGAUACUUGCCUGGAAGAAUGUAGGUUCGCAAGCCUCUUCAAGUAAAGGAGUGAUUAUACGGAGUGAUCAAAAGCCCAGCGGAGAGGUGAAACCAGUCCAGAAUUUCACAACACCACCCAUCACACAGACUUUCAAUGACAAUCUGAGCAAAAGCCAUUGGAGUGCCUACAGUCAUCAUAAUCCUGUUAAGUUCUCCAGGGAUGGCGUUCCCUGCAUCCUCUUCUGGACCAAGAGAAUCACAGUGAAAUUUAAGAAUCAGACCUGGCUGGACCUCACAGAUGAAGCACCUGGUCCAAACACAACAGUGGACACCGGCAACUCAAACUGCAGUGAGGAAAGCGCCAUGUUGUCUUUGAAGUUUGGGGAUGCUGAAAAGCCCAAGGAUCUUGACAUCAGGCUCACCCUGACCAAUUACAACAAGCUGCCCAGCCAGAGUUGGUUUAGUUUACACCGAGUCGAGAUCAUCUUCAACAAUUCGGUGCAAGCAUCUUUUAAUGCAACUGGCAUAUAUGCUCUGUCAAGUUACUCGUACCGCUGCCAACGAGUCAGCAGCCUGCGGAGGAAUGAUGCUCUCCUGUUGCUUAGCAGCGCCGAGGAUGUGGCAAGCCUGUGGGAGGUCACGUUUAUUGAUUUCCAGAUCCAAGGCUUCUCCAUCAAGGGGACACACUUUGCCCAGGCCCGAGACUGCGGCUCUUCCUUCUCUCCUGCUGUUCUCAUUGGCCUGGCCAUGUCUCUGAUUCUGUUGCUGGUGCUGGCCUACGCCCUGCACAUGCUCAUCUACCUGCGCUCUCUGGACCGUCACUACGAGUUCAUCACGUCUCCUGCCCACUUCCCACCUCUGAGGGAGCUGGACACAGGGGAGGAGAAGGGGCUCCUGGGGAGCCAGGGAGCCGAAUGCUACGAGCUGAGGAGCCAACAGAUCUGCAAAAUCUAUAUUUAG
Peromyscus eremicus (cactus mouse) is the source of this 1011-nucleotide messenger RNA. RefSeq names its product V-type proton ATPase subunit S1-like protein. Gene Ontology annotation, cellular component: proton-transporting V-type ATPase complex. NCBI's taxonomy places the organism in Eukaryota, Metazoa, Chordata, Mammalia, Rodentia, Cricetidae. The transcript is spliced from 7 exons. The record is from RefSeq and is a predicted model, not a curated record. Bases 1 to 1011 code for a protein of 336 amino acids.